AUGAACGCAGCGGACCAGGCAUUCAUGGAGAGCGUGGACGCAACGCCCAACGUGCACAAACUGCCUAGCGGCAUGCGCUUCAAGAUCCUGACCAAGGUGUCCGACACGGCCUCCGUGAAGUCACCGAACGUAUCGGACCCGUGCUCGGUGCACUACCACGGCUCCCUGACGAACGGCAAGGUGUUCGACAGCUCCAUGGACCGCGGCCGUCCCGCCACGUUCGCACCGAACCAGGUGAUCAAGGGAUGGACCGAGGCUCUCCAGUACAUGGUGGAGGGAGAGGAGUGGGAGGUCUACCUGCCGCCGGAGCUGGCGUACGGCUCGCGCGGUGCCGGCGGUGCCAUUCCACCAAACGCGACUCUCGUGUUUAAGAUCCACCUGCUGAAGGUGAUGCAGGGCGGCAAGCCGGGCGCGGACGGCCACAAAAAGCUCGAGCAGGCCCUCUCCAUUUCCUACGCUGCGCUGUGA
Messenger RNA from Leishmania braziliensis MHOM/BR/75/M2904, 468 nucleotides. RefSeq names its product putative FKBP-type peptidyl-prolyl cis-trans isomerase. Lineage: Eukaryota; Euglenozoa; Kinetoplastea; Trypanosomatida; Trypanosomatidae. The transcript has a single exon. The coding region runs from base 1 to 468 and encodes 155 amino acids. The record is from RefSeq and is a predicted model, not a curated record. Gene Ontology annotation, molecular function: peptidyl-prolyl cis-trans isomerase activity.